This is a messenger RNA of Penicillium crustosum, 1206 nucleotides long. RefSeq lists its product as uncharacterized. Gene Ontology annotation, molecular function: ATPase binding; proton-transporting ATPase activity, rotational mechanism. The transcript has 3 exons. NCBI's taxonomy places the organism in Eukaryota, Fungi, Ascomycota, Eurotiomycetes, Eurotiales, Aspergillaceae. Gene Ontology annotation, cellular component: fungal-type vacuole membrane; vacuolar proton-transporting V-type ATPase complex; proton-transporting V-type ATPase, V0 domain. Bases 1 to 1206 code for a protein of 401 amino acids. Gene Ontology annotation, biological process: proton transmembrane transport; vacuolar acidification. The record is from RefSeq and is a predicted model, not a curated record.
AUGGCUCCGAGGGACACCUUCUUCCGCUCGGCGGAUAUGAGCUUGACCCAGCUCUACAUUGCCAACGAGAUCGGAAGAGAAGUUGUCAGUGCCCUAGGUGAAGUUGGUCAGGUUCAGUUUCGAGAUCUCAACCCGGACACGAACGCUUUCCAAAGAACCUUCACAAAAGAAAUCCGUCGCCUAGACAAUGUCGAAAGACAGCUCCGCUAUUUCCAUCAACAGAUGGAAAAGGCCGCGAUCCCCAUGAGAUCUUCCUCGGAUUUCUCCGAUACAUUGGCUGCCCCUUUAGCAUCGGAGAUCGAUGAGUUGGCUGAUCGCAGCGAGAGCCUUGAACAGCGGAUUAUCUCUCUGAACGAUAGCUAUGAGACUUUGAAGAAGCGCGAAGUCGAGCUGAGCGAAUGGCGAUGGGUACUGAGAGAGGCCGGUGGAUUCUUCGAUCGGGCCCACACACAAACAGAAGACAUUCGUCAAUCCUUUGACAACGAUGAAGCUCCCUUGCUCCGCGAUGUUGAGCACCACGCUCCUCGCCAAAAUGGAGACACCCAGGGACAGCAGAGCUUCUCGGAAAUGAACAUUGGAUUCGUUGCUGGUGUUAUCCCCCGGGAUCGCAUCGGAGCAUUUGAGCGUAUCCUUUGGCGCACCCUGCGCGGAAACCUUUACAUGAACCAGUCUGAGAUCCCGGAGCCCAUUAUAGACCCGAUGACCAACGAGGAAGUCCACAAGAAUGUUUUCGUCAUCUUCGCUCACGGCAAGAACAUCCUUGCCAAGAUUAGAAAGAUCUCGGAGUCGCUCAACGCAUCCUUGUACGGUGUCGAUGAGAACAGUGAGUUGAGAAGAGACCAGAUUCACGAAGUAAACACCCGUCUCGGCGAUGUUGGCAAUGUCCUCCGCAACACCAAGAACACCCUUGAUGCGGAACUAUCCCAGAUUGCUCGCUCGCUCGCCGCAUGGAUGAUCAUCGUCAAGAAGGAAAAGGCUGUUUACGACACAUUGAACAAAUUUUCAUACGAUCAGGCACGGAAGACGCUGAUCGCUGAGGCGUGGUGUCCGACAAACUCUCUGGCUCUGAUCAAGUCAACCCUUCAGGAUGUGAACGACCGUGCAGGCCUCACUGUUCCUACAAUUGUCAAUCAGAUCCGAACCAACAAGACUCCUCCGACUUUUGUCAGGACGAACAAGUUUACCGAAGGUUUCAAACAAUUGUGA